AUGUCGGAAACAAGAGAGAUCAAGGAUAGCUCGCUGGGUGAGGCGCCGUCGAACACGGGCAAGGUUGUCGCCGCAGACAACGCGAUUGCCCACGAUGCUGUCUUUGGUGAGAUCACGGAAGAUGGCCCUAACUACCGCAGUGUUGGGUGGCUCGGAACUUCAGUCUUGAUGAUGAAAACCCAGAUGGGACUCGGUGUUCUAUCCAUCCCCUCCAUCCUCGACACCAUGGGAAUAAUUCCCGGAGUUAUCCUCAUCUGCGUAAUCAGCGGUAUCACUACCUGGUCCGACUUCAUUGUCGGUACUUUCAAACUCCGUCACCCCGAAGUCUACGGCGUUGAUGAUGCUGGAGAGUUGAUGUUUGGUUGGAUUGGCCGGGAAAUAUUCGGUGCUGGGUUUUGUCUCUUCUUCACCUUCACCUCGGGGUCAGCCAUGCUGAGUAUUUCCAUCGCCCUGAAUGCUCUGUUCAUGCACGCAACCUGCACUGCUGUGUUCGUGGCCGUUGCAGCGAUCAUUGGCUUCGGCUUUUCUAGUCUGCGGACGCUGGGACGCAUCAGUUGGCUAGCAUGGGUCGGUGUGACGAGUAUCAUUGUCGCUGUUCUCACUGUGACCAUCGCAGUGGGUCUGCAGGAUCGACCUGCGGCAGCACCCAAAGAUGUUCCAUGGAAGUCGGAUUUCAAGCUGGUAGGCUCGCCCACUUUCGCAGAAGCCAUCGCCGCCAUCUCCGCACUCGUUUUCUCGUACGCAGGCACACCAGCGUUCUUCUCUAUUGUGGCGGAAAUGCGCGAGCCUAAGCACUACACCCGAGCUCUUAUUCUCUGCCAGUCCGUUGUCACUCUCGUCUAUGUGGCUGUGGGCGCUGUUGUCUACUACUAUUGCGGCUCCUACGUCUCUUCGCCCGCGCUCGGCUCUGCUGGGCCAAGUGUAAAGAAGGUUGCCUACGGGCUCGGUCUACCUGGACUAAUUGUCUCUGCAGCUGUCUUGCUUCAUUUGCCCAGCAAGCACAUGUUUGUCCGAAUCCUGAGAGGCUCAAAGCACUUGACAGCCAACACAUUUACUCAUUGGGCAACAUGGAUCGGCUGUACCUUUUCUGUCGCUUUAGUGGCAUAUUUGGUUGCUAGCGGCAUUCCCGUAUUUAACAGUCUCAUCUCUCUCAUCGGUGCGCUCCUCGGCACUCUGAUUUGUUUCCAGCCGAUGGGUUGCAUGUGGUUCUACGACAACUGGACGAAAGGGAAACAGACCCCUACCUUGAGAUGGUACGCUAUGUGCGUUUGGGCUGCUUUCGUUGUGGUAUCAGGAACGUUUUUGAUGGUUGCUGGGACUUACAGUUCCAUUAUGGGAAUUAUCGAUGACUACAACGGACCAAACCGCUCCUCUGCUUGGUCGUGCGCAGAUAACUCGAACUCUGUAUAA
Molecule: messenger RNA, 1410 nt
Organism: Colletotrichum phormii
Lineage: Eukaryota; Fungi; Ascomycota; Sordariomycetes; Glomerellales; Glomerellaceae
Product: transmembrane amino acid transporter
Exons: 5
Coding region: 1-1410 (469 amino acids)
Biological process (GO): amino acid transmembrane transport
Molecular function (GO): L-amino acid transmembrane transporter activity
Source: RefSeq, a predicted model, not a curated record